AUGGGAGAUAAUAAUAAUGGUUACGUAUACAGUCUAAGUUGCUGUAAUAAUGGUAAAGUUUAUGCCUUGCACACCCACCAUAAUAAUUACAUAAACAUUGACAUUGUGGUUAAGGAUUCAGAUGUUGUGAUAAGUUACAAGGUCAUGAUUACGUUGGUUAGGGAUGAUUACGAGGAGGUUGAUGAUAACAGCACGAUGAGGAAUGAAGAAACUAUGGAAUCACACCUUCUCAAUCUUCCGUUUGAUGUUUUGAAGAUGAUUAUGGAGAGAUGUGGUGGUCUCGAAUACCUCAAUUUCCGUGCUACAUGCAGGCAUUGCCUAUUAGCGGCACCAAUGCAGACAUAUUCAUUAGGUUCACCAUGGCUGAUGUUAUUCGACAAACAUAGAGGCAUAAUCUCUUUUACUGACCCGAUGUCCGGUGACAAGUACUUUGUAGAAACUCCUGAAGAAUUGAUUGGUGAUUUCCAAAUUCACUCUUCAAAGUAUGGUUGGUUGCUGAUGCGUAAAUAUAAGGGAGACAUGAUGUUCUUUAACCCCUUCACAAAUGAUAUCCGCAAGCUUCCACGAGUUGUUUAUUUUACAAGCUGUUGUUUCUCGGCGCCACCAACUUCCCCCGAUUGUAUGGUUGUUGGAUUUACAACGUAACGUUUGGAAUGGCAUGUUUAUAUACACAUUGUAGCUCGGGGUGCAUAUUGGCGUAGAUAUCGUCUAGAUUUUAACGCUGAUGAUUCACAUUCCUUCCACUUUCCAACGUUUUAUGACCAUAAACUUUAUGCCUUGUGUAAUGAUGGAGGACUUGAUCAAUUCACUGAUAUAGACAAUAAUGUUCUUACGUGGGGAAAAGUUUUAGCUAAAUGCCCAAGAAAUGGUAGUUGCGAAUCUUCUUCUUCGACACACGAGAAAUGUGAUCAACAUCUUUUAAAAGUAAUCGUCGGCGAGUUUGGAGAAUCCGUUGAGGUAGUUAAGCUGAUCAAUAAUAAUUUUAGAUAUAAUUGGGAGAAAGUAGAGAGUUUAGGAAGGCACAUGAUUUAUAUUUGUGGUACAACGUGUCUUUGCGUCGAAGCCAAAACACCAGAAAUGGAGAACAAGAUAUACUUUCCACGGUUACAUAACAAGAACGGGAAGAUAGUGUUUUAUUCUCUUGAAACCAGAAGGUAUCACACAUUUAACUACUGCAGAAAUGUCGAAGAAAACUUUGAGGGAUUCUUGGGAACUAAACAUCAUCUUAACCUUCAUGCGUGGAUUGAGCCAAGUUGGUCGACUUAG
Messenger RNA from Erigeron canadensis, 1266 nucleotides. RefSeq names its product F-box/kelch-repeat protein At1g57790-like. Gene Ontology annotation, molecular function: protein binding. The record is from RefSeq and is a predicted model, not a curated record. Lineage: Eukaryota; Viridiplantae; Streptophyta; Magnoliopsida; Asterales; Asteraceae.